AUGGCUCCAGUAGCAGUCGAUGUCUCUACGACACCACCCAGAGUGGUUGGACCAGCAACAAAAAAGGCAACACGUCCGACCAACCAGCUGCCUCAAUCUAUGAUUGAUGAAGCACGGAAGGUCAAAAAGGAGGCAUUUGACUCAAAGGUUCACCUGAACUACAAACCCCCCACAAGAAUUUAUACCAUGAAGGAGAUCGGACUUGAGGGUCAUGGGAUCUCACCGAAUGCCGCAUCGGAGCCCUUUUCACUCUUUACUGAGGAGGCUAUCAGACAGAUGAGAGCGGAGAUCUUCAGUGAAGAGGCCCUCAACAGCUGCCAGUACACUUCAACCUUUAUCAAGAACAUGGUUCGAGGCAUGGGUCCUGCGCUAGCUCCAUUUAUAUAUCAUGCGUGGAAUAGUCCAGAGGUUCUAGCGAAAGUCUCUGCAGUUGCCGGUGUGGAUCUCAUUCCUGCGAUUGAUUUCGAGAUCGGCAAUGUCAACAUCUCUUUUGGUGAUGGUACUACGGCUACGUGGGAUAGGGGGCUGGAUGGCGAUGACGGAACAUCUGCUGUGGCCUGGCAUUAUGAUAGCUUUCCAUUCGUGUGUGUGACGAUGCUAUCGGACUGCACUGGCAUGGUUGGCGGAGAGACUGCGCUUCGGAGACCCGAUGGCCACAUCAUGAAGGUCCGGGGUCCAGCAAUGGGAACCUCUGUAGUGCUGCAAGGGCGAUACAUUGAGCAUCAAGCGCUCAAAGCCCUCGGCGGCCGUGAGCGGAUUAGUAUGGUCACUUCCUUCCGACCAAGAUCACCCAUGGUCAAAGAUGAGACUGUGCUCACUGGUGUACGGGGGAUCAGUGAGCCGAAUGCCCUGUACAGUCAGUAUACUGACUACAGGCUGGAACUCCUCGAGGAGCGCCUUAGAAUUAUGCUGAAGGAGGAACGACGCCGCCAGGCAGCAAAUCGCCCAUUUGAUAUCCCUAAGAUCAGGAGGUUUUUGGCUGAGCAGAAGGAUUUCUUGGAUUCGAUGCUCGAGGAGCUCAUUGAUGUGGAUGAUUAG
Messenger RNA from Aspergillus pseudonomiae, 1038 nucleotides. RefSeq lists its product as uncharacterized. The coding region runs from base 1 to 1038 and encodes 345 amino acids. NCBI's taxonomy places the organism in Eukaryota, Fungi, Ascomycota, Eurotiomycetes, Eurotiales, Aspergillaceae. The transcript has 3 exons. The record is from RefSeq and is a predicted model, not a curated record.